AUGGCGGAGGAGGAGCAUACUGGUUUCAGGAUUUACAAUUCGAUGACUCAGCAGAAAGAGAUUUUCAAAACCAAAAUCCCUGGCAAGGUUUCCAUGUACGUUUGCGGAGUCACUGCGUACGACUUCAGCCAUCUCGGUCACGCUCGCGCCGCCGUUUCCUUCGAUAUCCUCUACAGGUACCUUAGACACUUGGGCUAUGAGGUAACAUAUGUGCGGAAUUUCACUGAUGUUGAUGACAAGAUAAUUAAGCGAGCAAAUGAGACCGGGGAGGAUCCAUUGAUGUUGAGUAACCGUUUUUGUGACGAAUAUAAUGCUGAUAUGGCUGAUCUUCAGUGUGAGUCACCAUCUAAGGAACCUCGAGUUUCUGAACACCUUGGCGAGAUAAAGGAGAUGAUAGUUCAGAUUAUCAACAAUGGUUAUGCAUAUGAAGUUGAUGGUGAUGUUUUCUAUGCUGUUGAUAAAUGCCCAAAUUACGGCAUGCUGUCUGGACAAAAGUUAGAACAUAAUAGAGCUGGCGAACGAGUAGCCGUGGACUCAAGAAAGCGUCACCCAGCUGAUUUUGCUUUGUGGAAGGCUGCUAAGCCCGGUGAGCCUAGCUGGGACAGCCCUUGGGGUCCUGGAAGACCUGGGUGGCACAUUGAAUGCAGUGCAAUGAGUGCUUGUUAUUUAACUCAUAAAUUUGAUAUCCAUGGUGGUGGAAUUGAUUUAAUAUUUCCUCAUCAUGAAAAUGAGAUUGCACAGAGCUGGGCUGCGGACAAUGAGAGCCAUGUCAGUUAUUGGAUGCAUAAUGGGCAUGUCACAAAUAACAAUGAAAAGAUGUCAAAAUCCUUAGGCAACUUUUUCACUAUUCGCCAGAUCACUGAGCGUUAUCAUCCGCUUGCUUUGAGACAUUUUUUGAUUAGUGCCCAUUACAGAUCUCCACUAAAUUACUCUAUCUCACAGCUGGAGAAUUCGUCAGAUGCUAUUUACUAUAUAUUUCAGACUCUUCAAGAUUGUAAAGAUGCUUUGUCACCAUUUCUUCAAGACGGAUCAGAGAAGAAUGAAAAGGUACCUCAAAUUAAUGAGGCUGCCAAGGAAUGUAUUAAGAAGUUGAGUGUUGAGUUUCAAACAAAAAUGUCAGAUGACUUGCAGACGCCAGUGAUACUAACUGGUGCCGUCCAAGAGGCCUUGAAAUUUGUGAACAGUUCAUUGAAGAUGUUGAAGAAGAAAAUGCAGAAAAGAGCACAAUUGCAAUUGAUUCAAUCCUUGCUGGAAGUUGAGAAAGAAGUUGGAAAAGUUUUGGACGUACUAGGGUUAUUGUCCUCUAAAUCUUACGCGGAGGUUCUGCAGCAGUUGAAAGAUAAGGCAUUGAAAAGAGCAGGGCUGGCAGAAGGUGAAUUGCUACAUUUGAUAGAAGAAAGAACUCAAGCUAGGAUUAGUAAGGAUUUCCACAAAAGUGAUAAGAUUAGGACUGAUUUGACUGCAAAGGGCAUUGCACUUAUGGAUGUGGGCAACGAAAUAAUUUGGAGACCAUGCAUCCCGAGUGAACCUGUUGGAGAAGUUGUUCAGAGAGACCAGAGGGCACCUACACUUGAAGAAAAGCAGUCCACCCCUCCGGUGAAUCAAAAAGUGGAAGAAAAACCAGGGGAUGGAGAAGGGAAUGGCCCUCGUACAACAUGA
Messenger RNA from Sphenostylis stenocarpa, 1659 nucleotides. The record is from the annotation of a GenBank genome assembly. NCBI's taxonomy places the organism in Eukaryota, Viridiplantae, Streptophyta, Magnoliopsida, Fabales, Fabaceae.